AGUUGAGCCGGCAACUCCUCAGUUGGAUUUUAGAACAUCGAACGGGCGGGCGUGUGUAGGAUGGAUCGCUAACGACACCAGUAGUUUUUUUUCAUUCCGCCUUCUAGCAGUGUUUGUUUAUUACCUUCAGGCACACUUUCCGUAAAUCCUUCUCGACGGUGGUGCUUAUAAUUUCUUUAGUUUUAGCGUUUUAGGUUUUUAUCUUGUCUUAAAGCGCCGUUCCGAUUUCACGUCGAGAAGGCAGCCGCACAAGUUUGAAAGCGGCUUUUUGAGAGUAGUAACACCUACUCGUAAUUUUGUUAUCAUUUAACAACACGUCAGGCAACAAAUCAAAAUGGUGAAGAAGAUAUCAGAAGAAAGUGUAGACAGCGGCGUCGGCCGCGGCAGUAGUCAGUCAGGGAGUGAGCGAGAAACAGACGAGAUUCCACGCGGGCCGGAGGCGUCCGCGCCGGUGCCCAUCCCCGACAGCGAGGACCUGCAGCGGCGCAAGGAAGAGGCGCGUAGGAAACGUCGCAGGAAGAAGCGCUCCGGCAGCUCGGUGGUCACGUCAUGUUUCCAAGACCUUUACAAGCUCACGGGCGAGGUUCUGGGCGAAGGGGCAUACGCCUCGGUUCAGACGUGUGUCAACAUAUACACGGGGCAGGAGUUUGCUGUGAAGAUCAUCGACAAAGUACCGGGGCACGCCCGCGCCCGGGUCUUCCGCGAAGUGGAAACCUUCCACUAUUGCCAAGGACACCCAAACAUAAUCCAGCUCAUUGAAUUCUUUGAGGACACGGACAAGUUUUAUCUUGUCUUCGAGAAGAUCAACGGCGGUCAACUCCUGUCGCGAAUACAGGAGCAUCAUUACUUCUCAGAGCCGCAAGCGGCGGAGAUUGUACGCGAGAUAGCGAACGCAUUACACUUCCUCCACGGCAAAGGCGUGGCUCACCGCGACCUGAAGCCCGAGAACAUUCUAUGCGUUAAUCGCGACAGUCUCUGCCCAGUCAAAAUUUGUGACUUUGAUCUUGGGAGUGGGAUCAGUUUUACUUCGAGUCUCGCGAGCCCACUGGCGACUCCUCAACUUAUGACGCCGGUGGGCAGUGCGGAAUUCAUGGCGCCGGAAGUGGUUUCUCUUUUCGCGGGUUCGGCUGCGACGCAUUACGACAAGCGCUGCGACCUGUGGUCGCUGGGCGUGAUCGCGUACAUCCUGCUGUGCGGCUACCCGCCCUUCCGCGCCGACUGCGGCUCCGACUGCGGCUGGGAGCGCGGCGACAACUGCCGCGCUUGCCAGGACCUGCUCUUCACUUCCAUUCAGGAAGGGCGAUACUCAUUCCCGGAGGAGGAGUGGUCGCACAUAUCGCGCGAGGCGAAGGACCUGAUCGCGCAGCUGCUGGUGCGCGAGGCGUCGCACCGGCUGAGCGCGGAGCGGGUGCUGCAGCACGCGUGGCUGCGGCGCGCCGACCCCGCCGCGCUCUACCCGCCGCUGCACACGCCGCAUAACAUCAAACGCAAUAUGUCGGCCCGCAACCUGUCCAACUUCGCGGAGUCGGCGAUGGCCGUGAACCGAGUGAUCCAGCAGCACUUCUCCAUGAACUACUCGUACAUGGAGCGGCCGCCGACGGCGCUGCGCAGCAGCAAGUCGUGCCAGCCGAGCCCCGACGGCAUCCUGGAGGACGAGCUGGAGCGCGCGGGCGUGGCGCUGCAGGCCAUGGCGGUGUGCGAGCGCCGCUGCGGCGACGACUUCUGCCCGCCCUUCGGCCUGUCGCCGCCCACCGAGUCGCAGCUGCUGCGCCGGCGCCUGCAGCACACCGACGAGCCUCUCCCCGUGCACUAGCCGCCCCCCGACCUCCGAAACCGUUUAGAACUUAUCGAUUGUAACAUUUCAAACGAACACUCAUGAGUCGCGCUAGUGAUCACGAUUGCGAGGGAGAGAAUUCGGACAUUUUGCGAUAGUGUG
This is a messenger RNA of Vanessa atalanta (red admiral), 1936 nucleotides long. It is a transcript of the gene Lk6, whose product is annotated as MAP kinase-interacting serine/threonine-protein kinase 1-like. The record is from RefSeq and is a predicted model, not a curated record. The transcript has 7 exons. Bases 335 to 1813 code for a protein of 492 amino acids. Gene Ontology annotation, cellular component: cytoplasm; nucleus. NCBI's taxonomy places the organism in Eukaryota, Metazoa, Arthropoda, Insecta, Lepidoptera, Nymphalidae. Gene Ontology annotation, biological process: peptidyl-serine phosphorylation; protein autophosphorylation; intracellular signal transduction. Gene Ontology annotation, molecular function: ATP binding; calcium-dependent protein serine/threonine kinase activity; calmodulin binding.